UUUACUUGUUUCUUCAUUCUAGCGGAAAACAUUGCAAGAACCAAAAAAAGACCCGAGUCGCCGCUCAAAAGAUUACCCCUGCGAUUGCGGCUCGUGCCUCUGUCGUUCAACAGCAGUGGAUGAUGACCACACCAAGAAACUCACCAACCAACCCCCACACAUCCCCCCGUUUAACGUCAAGACCCCCCAACUUGGGCGGUGUUCCCAUAGAAGCCUUGUCUGGUCCAGAAGCAGAGGAGGAGACCGCGGGGGUGAUGGUGGUGCAGGGUGGGGGUGGUUCUAUCCACAGGUCUGGGUCAAGGCCUCAGCUUGACCUGAGUGGCGCAGCCAUUCAGGAGAAUUUUGAAGGAAGAAACCCGACCAUAUUGUUGCCCAACCAGUCUGAUGAUAUCUCCCACCUUGCUUUGGACAUUGGAGGGUCUUUGAUAAAGUUGGUGUACUUCUCAAGACACGAGGACAUCCAAACUGAUGACAAGAGGAGGAGACGUCUUAAACACAGAGCACUGGUUCCUAUUGGACACAAGAGAAGUUAUCCCAUUCUUGGAGGUCGGCUUCAUUUUGUGAAGUUUGAGACAGGCAACCUGAAUGAUUGCUUGGACUUCAUUAACUCCAAGCAGCUUCACCAUGGUGGCAUAGACUCACCAUCAUGUAAGAAUGAAAGUUUGUUUGAAGAGGCUACGAUUAAGGCUACAGGUGGUGGUGCAUAUAAAUUUGCAGAUGUCUUCAAAGAGAGACUUGGUGUUACACUUGAGAAGGAAGAUGAAAUGGAUUGUCUUGUCGCUGGAGCAAAUUUUCUUCUUAAGUCUGUCCGCCAUGAAGCUUUCACCCACAUGGAGGGCCAGAAGGAAUUUGUGCAAAUUGAUCAGAAUGACUUGUUCCCCUAUCUUCUUGUAAAUGUUGGAUCUGGUGUUAGCAUGAUCAAGGUUGAUGGAGAUGGGAAGUUUCAGCGUGUCAGUGGAACAAGUCUUGGAGGUGGUACUUUUUGGGGACUGGGGAGGCUUUUAACGAAGUGCAAGAGUUUUGAUGAAAUACUGGAGCUAAGCCAGAAGGGUGACAAUAGUGCAGUAGAUAUGCUUGUUGGAGAUAUAUAUGGAGGAAUGGAUUACUCCAAGAUUGGUCUUUCUGCAUCAACAAUAGCUUCUAGCUUUGGGAGGGCAAUUUCUGAAAAUAAAGAGCUCUCCGACUAUAGACCUGAGGACAUUUCUCUUUCUUUAUUGCGUAUGAUUUCGUAUAACAUUGGCCAGAUUUCACACUUAUUUGCACUGCGCUAUGGGAUCAAGCGAAUCUUCUUUGGCGGUUUCUUUAUACGAGGCCAUGCUUACACUAUGGACACAAUUUCUUUUGCAGUUCAUUUCUGGUCAAAAGGUGAGGCCCAAGCAAUGUUUUUACGCCAUGAAGGAUUUUUGGGUGCUUUGGGUGCAUUUCUAAGCUACGAUAAGCAUGGUCUUGAUGAUUUGAUGGCACAUCAAUUUGUGGAAAGGUUUCCAACAGGUACUCCUUAUGUUGGAGUAAAGACACAUGUUCCACCUCUUGUAGAUCUAAAUGAAAAGAUAUCUUGGUUAGAGAAGUUCGUGCAGAAGGGUACUGAAAUUACUGCCCCUGUUCCAAUGACUCCACCUGGUACCACAGGACUCGGUGGCUUUGAGAGACCAUAUUCCAGGGGUGAUACUUUGCGGUCUGAUUCAAGUGCUGCUCUUAAUGUUGGUGUACUACAUCUUGUUCCAUCACUGGAGGUGUUUCCCCUUUUGGCAGAUCCAAAGAAGUAUGAACCGAACACUGUUGACCUUUCUGAGCAUAAUGAACUUGCAUAUUGGUUGAAUGUCUUGUCAGAGCAUUUACCUGACCUUGUUGAUAAGGCAAUUGCCAGUGAAGGUGGGACUGACGAUGCAAAAAGAAGAGGUGAUGCAUUCUCCAGUGCAUUUUCUGCACACUUGGCCAGGUUACGGGAAGAACCAGUUGCAUAUGGAAAAUUGGGCCUUGCAAACCUAUUGGAAUUGAGAGAAGAGUGUCUGAGAGAGUUCCAGUUCUCAGAUGCAUAUAGAAGCAUCAAACUGAGAGAGAACGAGGCAUCUCUGGCUGUUUUACCUGAUCUUCUAGUGGAACUUGAUUCUAUGGAUGAGGAGGCAAGGUUGCUUGCACUUAUUGAAGGGGUUCUUGCAGCCAAUAUAUUUGACUGGGGAGCACGUGCUUGUGUUGACCUCUAUCAUAAAGGAACAAUUAUUGAGAUAUACAGAAUGAGUCGCAAUAAGAUGCAGCGUCCUUGGAGGGUUGAUGAUUUUGAUUUGUUCAAAAAAAGAAUGUUAGGGUCUGCAGAGAAAAAACCCCAACCACACAAAAGAGCUCUGCUCUUUGUUGACAAUUCAGGUGCUGAUAUAGUUUUAGGGAUGCUUCCGUUGGCACGAGAAUUGCUACGGCGUGGAACUGAGGUUGUUCUAGUUGCAAAUUCUUCGCCAGCUCUAAAUGAUGUUACUGCAAUUGAAAUACCUGAAAUUGUGGCUGAAGCUGCCAAGCAUUGUGAUAUCCUUCGCAAAGCUGCAGAAUCUGGGGGGCUUCUAGUAGAUGCAAUGACAAAAGCUGAUGACACAUCUGGGAAAAGUUUAUCAUCUCUACCUUCUCUCAUGGUUGUUGAAAAUGGUUGUGGAAGUCCGUGCAUUGACUUGAGACAAGUUAGCUCAGAACUUGCCUCUGUUGCAAAAGAUGCAGACUUGAUCAUCUUGGAAGGUAUGGGGCGUGCACUGCAUACCAACUUCAAUGCACGUUUCAAAUGUGAUGCUCUAAAACUUGCGAUGUUGAAGAACCAGAGGCUGGCUGAGCGUCUUGUAAAAGGAAAUAUAUAUGACUGCAUAUGCCGAUACGAGCCUGCUUGUUGAGAAGAGUUUCAGCAAAGCCUGGCAAGGGUUCAUCUGUUAUUGUUAGUACUGUUACUCACAAGUUGAGUGCAUCUUGCCAAUUCAAUUCAAUAAAACUGGUUCCAACAAUCCAGAUGAAGUCAUAGAAGAAGUACUUGUUUCCGAACCAGCAGAUAAACAAAAUAUUUUACUGCCUAGCAGCUCAUUCUAUGGACAAUGUACAUAGCCGUUAUGCUGGCAGUUUCAGAAACAUUUUUGAAAUAUGAAUUUAUUGGACA
Molecule: messenger RNA, 3127 nt
Organism: Nymphaea colorata (pocket water lily)
Lineage: Eukaryota; Viridiplantae; Streptophyta; Magnoliopsida; Nymphaeales; Nymphaeaceae
Product: pantothenate kinase 2
Exons: 23
Coding region: 120-2870 (916 amino acids)
Biological process (GO): coenzyme A biosynthetic process
Cellular component (GO): cytosol; nucleus
Molecular function (GO): pantothenate kinase activity; ATP binding
Source: RefSeq, a predicted model, not a curated record